UCUUGUCGAAAUCCAAACCUUUCCCUUUCUCCCAAGAAGCCCAUUGGGAAACGUCCCUCGAGCUCGAUGCAUUCCGCCUCGUGGUUCUGCUCAAAAUGGCCUUCACACCCAAGAUACUCUCCUUCGAUGGGGGUGGGAUCCGCGGAAUAUCAAGCCUCUUGAUCCUCCAAGCCAUCAUGGAGGACAUUAAGGAGGCACAGAAGCUUCAGACGACCCCUCGUCCGUGCGAAAUAUUUGACAUUAUCGGUGGCACCAGCACCGGCGGAAUUAUUGCCAUCAUGCUUGGGCGCCUGGGCAUGACUGUUGAGAGCUGCCUCAAGGCCUACCGGUCCGUUAUGGAAGAGGCCUUCACACCCAAGUUUCGAUGCCCCAUACCUGGUCGAUCUCGGACCACAUAUUCCUCCAAAACUCUUAGGGAUGCCAUACGAAGGGUCAUCACGGACGAGUGCGACGACCCUCAGUGUCUGGCCACGAAGUGCUGCAUCCACGCUAAUGAAGUCUUUCAAGAUGGGUCUUGUACUAAAACUAUCGUCCUGGCAGCCCCAAAGAAAGAUCUAGACGCCCGACCAAUAUUGCUGAGGACAUGCGACAUGUCCCCUGAAUUCAGCAACUGUGCCAUCUGGGAAGUGGCUCUUGCAGCCUCGGCCACACCAAAGCUCUUCAAGCCCAUCAAGCUGGGCAAGAAUCGGGUGGAGCUGGUAGACGCCGCGCUGGGAUUCAACAACCCAUGCGAGGUCCUCAUCGAGGAGGCCCAGGUCCUGUACCCAUCGGCUGAGAAGUUCACCAUCCUCAGUAUAGGUACGGGGCGGGGCAGCGUUGUCGCCCUCCAGAACACACGGUUAUCACCGACGGCAUCAAGCACCGAGUCGACGAACAAGGUGGACGAAAAGCUUGAGUAUAAAUACCGAGAGACCGCACAGUACCAUAGGUUUAGUGUGGAUCAUGGUCUGGAGGACAUCACGCCCGCGAACUGGCAGAUGAGCGAUCAGGUCGCCGCACAUACGUAUACCUACUUAAAGGGGAAGAAAUAUAACAUCCGAGAAUAUGUCGACAGUCUGGCGACCCUAAGCAACUUGGAGAUUUCAAACACGAGAAAUCUCGCUGAUCAGCUGGCUGGGAAAAGAACGCCGAAUAUCACUACAGCAGUAGUAGCUAAGAGCAACCCAGCAGCCCUACAACAGCCGACAAUACGUAUGAUUCAAAAUCCUCCUGGCAAUAACCUGGAGCAACCAAACCCCAUAGCACGGAAUCCUUCGGGGAAUUCCAUGGACAUAACGGAUUCACAUGAGAACAGCAAGAAUUGGAAGGCCAUACUUGACUGAGUUUUUGGGACUGAUCCCUCGACCGGUAAACCAUCCUUUAGUCUUGUAGGAUUGGAACAGGCCUCAAGAUAGGAAUCUCGGUCUCCUAUAGCAGCCUUAGAGGACGAAAUGUGGUGAUUUUCUUUUUGUAUGUAAAAAGAAAGAAAGAC
This is a messenger RNA of Cryphonectria parasitica EP155, 1471 nucleotides long. RefSeq names its product FabD/lysophospholipase-like protein. Gene Ontology annotation, biological process: arachidonate metabolic process. Gene Ontology annotation, cellular component: membrane. The record is from RefSeq and is a predicted model, not a curated record. The transcript is spliced from 5 exons. Bases 96 to 1322 code for a protein of 408 amino acids. NCBI's taxonomy places the organism in Eukaryota, Fungi, Ascomycota, Sordariomycetes, Diaporthales, Cryphonectriaceae.